Molecule: messenger RNA, 4859 nt
Organism: Rana temporaria (common frog)
Lineage: Eukaryota; Metazoa; Chordata; Amphibia; Anura; Ranidae
Gene: ADPRHL1
Product: ADP-ribosylhydrolase like 1
Exons: 8
Coding region: 113-4570 (1485 amino acids)
Source: RefSeq, a predicted model, not a curated record
UGUAAAUGUUGGAACUAAAGGAAUGUUAAAGUCGGUAGGGUACAGGGGUCACCCAGGUAGAAUAUAGUCAUGGUGGUAUUUCUGUUAGCAGUUUCUAAUACUUGUACUGUGAAUGGACAAUGUCCAGUUGCAGGGAUGUGUUCAGCAAAGGGGGAGGAUGUUGCAGGUUCUGAUAAUGGCAGUGAUGCCUUUUAUAGUCAGAGACAGGAGCUCUGCCAGCCAGAGUGACACUAAAGUUAGACCCAGUAGUUGUCAGACAAAAGAGGAGUACGAGCUACAAGGUCCUCUAAUCAUGGAGAAAUUCACAGCUGCUAUGCUGCUGGCCGCAGUUGGGGACUCUUUGGGCUAUAAAAAUUUCAGCUGGGAAAUUAGUUCUUCAGGUGUAAGGAUCCAUGAGGAACUGAAAGGACUUGGAGGUAUAGACAAGUUGGUACUAUCAUCAGACAAAUGGCCUAUAAGUCACAACACCCUAAUGCAUAUGGCCACCGCAGAAGCACUUGCCACAGACUACUGGUGCUUGGAAGACCUUUAUCGUGAAAUGGUGAAGCACUAUGUUGAUGCAGUGGACAGAUUACAGGGACGGAGACCAGACCCAGCAACCAUUGAAGGAUGCUCUCAUCUAAAGCCAGAUAACUACCUACUUGCAUGGCAUACCCCAUUCAAUGAAAAAGGUUCAGGAUUUGGAGCAGCAACUAAGUCUAUGUGCAUUGGGAUGAAAUACUGGAAACCAGAAAGGCUGGAAACCUUGAUUGAAGUUAGCAUUGAAUGUGGGAGGAUGACUCAUAACCAUCCAACAGGGUUCCUGGGGUCACUCUGCACCGCCUUGUUUGCCUCAUACGCCCUACAAGGAAAACCCUUAGUACAGUGGGGAAGAGAAAUGCUGAAGGUCGUCCCCAUGGCUGAAGAGUACUGUAAGAAAACUAUACGUCACAUGGCAGAGUACCAAGAGCACUGGUUUUAUUUUGAAGCCAAAUGGCAGUUUUAUCUGGAAGAGAGAGAAAUAGAAGAAGACAACACGACCAAGCCCAAUUUUCCCGAUAAGUAUGAUGCUGACGAGAGAGAUAAAACAUAUAAGAAAUGGAGCUCAGAGGGCCGUGGUGGAAGAAGAGGGCAUGAUGCACCUAUGAUUGCAUAUGAUGCGCUGUUGGGAGCUGCUGGUGACUGGGAGGAGCUUUGCAGCCGAGCUAUGUUCCAUGGCGGAGAAAGUGGGGCAACUGGAUCUAUUGCUGGAUGUCUUUUUGGAUUGCUGUACGGUGUCGACAAUGUGCCAAAAGGUCUCUACCAGGAGAUUGAGCUAAAGGAAAAACUUGAAUCUUUAGGAGAAAAACUCUAUCAAGUUUCUUCAAAAGAGAACACCAAAAAGUCAGUGACUCCAGCAAGUCUGAGGUUAGUAGAUCCACUUGUCCUAAAGAAGAAGAUAAAAAAAAAUGAAAACCCAGGGGAAUGUGCUGUUCUCAGUAGCCUGCUAUGCUACGUUAUUAGUUUGGAAGAUUCUGAUGCCACAAAAACUAUCACACAAGAGCCGCCAACCAAAGUUCUCAAAAAUAAAGCACACAAUAAAGCUCAAGAACAGCCAAAUAGCAAGAAAGCUAUACGACCAACCAGAUUUCAACUGAUACAGUCUAAGUUUUUAAAUCCAAAUCAUGAACCCCCUAUGAAAAAACCAAAAGAAGUAGGAAAGCUUACCUUUAAGGAGAACAGUUACACCGUCCCACGUUCAAUAGGUAGUAUUGUUAAAAAAUUGGAUGCCUCAAAAUUAAAAUUCAACAAAGAAGAAAAAAUUGAAAAUGACCUUCACUUCCGUACUGAUAAGAAUCAAUGGAAUAAAGUUAAUGGAAAAGGUAGAGUGAAAUCUAUUCUGAACAAAUUUGCAGCUGCAGAAGAAAAAGAAAAUAAAAGCACAAAACCAACAAAUUCCAAGAAUUUAACUCCAAAAAUGCAUUUUAAAGGAACUGUUAUUGACACUCUUAAAGAGAAGUUUGAACAAAACUCUAUUAUUUGCUCUGUAAAAGUUGUGAAACCUCCAUUGGUUCCCAAAGAGCAAACUGUGAAGAAGGAAAUACCUUCAAGAAUUAAACACAUAAGACAAGCUGAGGAUCAUGUGGCACAUACCACCAUAAGGACUGCAACAUGUCUUGAAACCCCAGUGCUCGAAUAUGCAGAGUUAAGUGAGCAAAAUAUUCACACCUUUCUGCCUACUAGUAAGAUAAUAAACGUGUAUACUUCAGAGGCAUUAAAGCCUAGUUCUAAGGAGAUGGAUACAGCAGAACAAUUGUGCCAAAAUGAUAAACGCAACCAAGUGGUUUGCUUAAAUGUCAGUAGCUCUUCUACUGGUUGUAAGCAGUUAGACAUGGAAAUAAAGAACAACAGAGGCAUAGAUGGGCAAAGAGAAGAAAAAGAUCAAACAGAAAACAAACAUUGUUGUAAUCUAAGUACUGUGAAAGAUAAAAAUCAGAACAGCACCUCUAUAAAUGAAUCAGACAGUAAUAAUUCUCUGGACACAAUAGACAAAUCGUUUUUAGAUAUCCAGGUUGCGGUUGGUCAUGGUGAAGUAGAAUCACUAAAAGACAUUAACACCAGUAGUUUACAUGUUUAUGCCAGCUGCAAAGAUUCAAUUCUCAACAGCAUUUCUGACAAAGACCUGAAAGAUGCCAGUGAAACCAAAGCAUGUGAACUAGACGAUGAUGGACAGAUUUGGGACACUACCAAUAGUAAACCUAAAUCUGAAGAUAAUAAUAUUACAGGUCCUGUGCAAGAUAAUAAUGAAUCCGAAAAAGUACUCAAUGUUAAACAAAAGAUUAAUAGCUAUGCAAAAAGGUUUCAAUGCUCUGACAACGAUGAGGGGAAUAGCAAUACUGAUAUUAUGUCUGCAGGCCUGGAGACUGAAGGUCCUAAGCUGUUAAAUAUGUUCACCUGUGGAACACAAAAUGACAAUAGUUAUACAAAAAAGUUUCAACUGACUGACAAAAAAGAAGCAGGUAGUGAUACUGAUAAUGUACCCCUUUGCCCGGAGUCAAAAGAUGCAAAACAGGUGACUGUGGCCACUUGUGGAAUGCAGAAUGAAAACAGUUAUACAAAAAGGUUUCAAGAGACUGACGAAGAAGAGGAAAUUAGCAUUACUGAUAACAUGCCCAUGUACAUGGUGUCAGAAAGUCCUAAGCAGCCUAAUGUUCCCACAUGUGAAAUGCAGAAUGACAAUGAGUGGACAAGAACUGCUGAUAAUUUUGACCACACUGAUAAAAAAGUAAUCCUAGUAGCUUCAAAAAAUAGCAUUGGUUUACCUUCAAUUAGGGAAACUGGGAGAAAUAUGGACAUUCCUAGCAAUGCUAUAAAUUCAACAGAUUCUAGUAAGAAAAUAUCAGAACCUCUUCCUUAUGACAUAUCAUACCAAAAUCAUUCUGUAUCGGAAAAAAACAUAUAUAAGAACAGAAACAUAAAAUUGGAAUCCAAAUACGGAAAGUGCUGUGAAUUUAAUGAACAAAAACAUUCACCAGUAGUUAUUCCAUCCAUUCUCAGUCUUACAGAUAAAGUUAAUUUUACCAUAGAGCCUCAUGUUCCAUUUGAAAUCGCUUUGAAGAAAGAUAUCAAAGUUCAUCAAAGCAUUUCAGAAGUCCCAAACUUUGCCAAGCAAACCAAAAACUUAAUGAAGGGGCAAUCAUUAGCAAUGGGACAAAAACAAAAGCAGACGAAUAACUGUAUUACAUCACAUUUUUUAAAGCCUAAGGUAUUACAACAGGCAAUGCUACAAUCACAAGAACCUCCAAAUCAGCUUGGGUCAGCUGAUUUACUUAGUAGAGGAACUUCUAAAUUUCAAAUAACUAAGGAAUGCCCUGAUGAACAGGGCUCAUUCUCCUGUGCACCAGAGACGAAGAAUGUUGGCAGCUGGAAUGCUUUAGAAUUGGACAAGCAAACAGAAGUUUUGAAAAAUAAACUUUUAUCAGUAGAGGUGAAUGCUCAAAAACAGUCAAGGUGUGACCAUAAAUUGGCAGAUUCUGAUAAAAAAUAUAUAGAGAACAUAGAUGAAAAUCAGCUAUCAGCAACACCUGAUGCCGUGUUUUAUACAAAGAAAGGAUCCAAAGACACAAUGGCAAACAGAACAUCAACUGACCAUUUGAAUGAGAACUUUCAUGCAGUGAGUAGAAAAGACACUGUAAAAUAUGAGACACCAUCACCCAGUGACAACCUCAGUGAGCAGAGUUCAAUGGUGUCUGGACUGCAAAGUGCAAGUAAUGCCAGUUUUGAUAUUUUAAAAUCUCUCAGUCAAGUAGAUAACUAUGAGAAAAGAAAAGAAACUCCAACAAAAGCAAUUCUAAAAGGCAGAGAAGAGUCUACCAAGCAGUGUCAAGGCAACUCCUAUGUAACAGAAAGAAAAGUUACUUCCAAAUAUCAGAUACCAUCUUCUAAAGAUCUGACCAGUGAUCAGCUCUCCAGAGCAAGCAGUACAAAUAAUAUUCCCAUCAAUGAUCUAAAAAAAUAUAAAGUGCAAAGUUAUAAGGACACAGCAAUAUCAAAACAAUUAUUUAAACCACUUGUUGUGAGAGCCUGUGAUACCUUUAAACAUCAUACAUAAAGUCUGGUUUAUGCACUUAUUAUAAUAUGAAAUGCUAAAACAUCCACAGACAGAAGGUCAAUCAUACCUUUCAUUUGUGGCCCGUUUUUUCUUUUUCAGAGCUCACUGCGUUCAGAUGUAGAACCAGAUAUGCACUUUAUUCCUUACUCUGCAAUGUCAGUUUUUGUGUAGAAAUGGUUUCAUAAUACUAUGGUGAAAAGUAAGUGGUCAGAAAGUUAUAAUCAGGGCUUUUUUUCAGGGGGAACUUGGGGGAACUCAGUUCCACCACCUCUGGCUCAGACCCUUUGGU